CGAAACGUGGGUGAUUCCUCUCGAUUGUGUUGCACCUGUGUUCUGUUGGGCUGCUCGACGCGUACUGUUUUUUUUGACGAGAAUCAUACACAAUUAGCUACAGUACCACACAAAGUAUUACAAACAAACGUCGUAGCAGAGCCGACUGAUGUCAUAAUCCCCAGACUACAGGAUCGCGGAGAGAGAUACUGAGGCAUUCAUACAUAUAUAUGAUUUCCUAUUACUCGGUUCAAACUACAGCUGCUAGUGCGUGUUUGCGAUGAGAAGGAGAAGAGCGGAGAGUGACAUGUUUUUUCUUUGCCUUUGAUAAACAAGGCCACGACUGGAUGAUAAAGCGAUCUCUCGGUCAGUAGCAUGAUAUGGUUGGGCACCGUUGCCGUUGGAGAUCAAGACCUUUUUUCCGUUUUUCUCCUUCCGAAUCUGAAUUUUUUAUUUUUUAUGCGUUUUCAAGGUGGCUCCUCUCACUCUUUCUUGAUCAUCCAUCUUUAGAUCCUACGGAUAAUUAAGUCACAAUAAUGAGUAUUUGAUUCUUUAGAAACUCUUGAUGACAGACUUUAGAAUUAGAAGUUAGAUUUGAUUUAUUUUCAGAACAGUUUCCCUCUCUAGUGUGUGCGUUCUAUCUUAGUGCACGGUAAGUGAGGUUAAACAACCUACGGUCUAGUACAAUCAUCAGCAAUUAUUCUCUGAACAGUUUCUAAUUCUAUUUUUAUGACCGUAAUUGACACAACAAUUAGACAUACCUCUUGCCAGGCACAUCAGUCAAUCAAUCGAUUGCGCUCCUUGUGCUAUCUUUCGCCAGAGUUGCUUGCAGUAAGGUAGGCAGCCAAAUUUUAGCAUCGAGCGUAUCGCGCAGGUCUUUGAAACGUUUUUGUCUUUUUAUGAGCGUGCAUCCUGCUAUAUCUAAAUCUACCUCUUUUAUAUUUAUUCUCCGCCGCAGGUGGAAAGGGAGAAAAGUGCCUCUUAGAGGACAAACGCCCGCCCCUGGUGGGACAAGAUGCCGCCACCUCUGAGAGGGAGCGCGGGCAUUGCGCGCCUAGCCUUAGGCGGAACACAAUUAAUCGCCGCAGCGCUUUGCGAGAAGUGCGCCGCGAUUGGUGCGCAGCGAGCAUGGGGAAGCCUGGACGCAUGGGGCCCCUGCGUGCGUGUGCAUACUACGGAGAUUUUGGGAUAGAGCCCCCUGGCAUGGCUGACGGCUGUCCCACCUGUGACGCAAGAGAACGAAAAAGAGACGGCCAGCCCGGUGCGUCCUCUUCCAUUGCGUGCCGGGGCCUUCGCUUUUCUGAUGAGAUGAACUGCCAACGGCACAGCAGGAGAGGCGGCGCGCUGGCUUCUUUGGUCUUUGUCUUCUGUGUGUCCAAGGUGAGGAGAGCCCCACAGCCUCGGCAGGCUGGUGCCGCCUCGUUUUCUUCCAAAGAAAGCAAGACCAAAGGGCAAGGCCAUGGCGACGAAGCCGUGAGGAAAUUCGCCGGGCUGGUUGGCUGCCCGGGUGUGAUUGCUUUCUAGACCCUUGCCGCCUGGUGUGCGCGGCUUGGUUGCUCGCCUCGCCCUUGUCGGGAUCUGUCUGCCCCCCUUGUUCGCCUUCUUCUCCUUUUCGUUCUUCCCUCCUGACCUCGGUUGCGGUUGUUGUGAAGUGUUAACCCUAGCCACGGACCCGCGCACCGGUCGCCUGUGGGUGCUCAGCCCCAGGCUGGCAGACAACGCGCCAGCCUCGCACUUCUUGGCGUUGCUUCUUUUCUCGGGUCUGAUCGCUCGGCCCGGGCGGCUGGGUUGACUUGGGGACGCCCAAGGCGGACCUGGUCGCUUGGGGUUGUGCUUCUCUGACGAACACCGGCCGCCGGCUCCCCUGGUGGGGUAAUCUUGCGCCAGUCUGGAACAUGCGCGAGCGUGACGGUAAGGCCCCCGGCUUGGCCUCAAGUUCCCGCGGAGACUGAACACGGCCAAAGGCCUAUCGUGUUGAUGGGUCACCUUCUAUGCCUCCACUUCGUUCGUUCGUACUCUGUGCCGCUUGUCUUUCUCUAUUGUGACUCAUCUACCGACUUCGACUAGUUACGCAGACUUCUCUGGGAGGUGCUGGCAGGUCUAUUUAAAAUUGUCUAUAUAAUAAUUUUCAAUGUUUGUUUUUUUGUUUGCUAGUUAGGAGUGCUCCACCGAUAUCUAUAAAUAUAAUAAUUUUCAAUUGUCGCCUCCUCACCUCCUCAUCGACGCACCUCCUCAUCGACGUUAAGUUUUUUUUUUCAUGUAAUCCGCUUGUAGUACGCGGAAAUUAUGCCGUGGAUGCCGAAGCAUUGAAAAUACAGACACUCACACUCCCCCGCAAUCCAAUAGAAGAUCCCACAUAUUCUUGUGUCGAACAAACUAAAAAUUUACUGUCUAUCCCGAUACGGACACCCAAAGUAACAAGCGUUUCAAAAGACAACCUAGAUGAAGAUCAUUUUUGAUUUCACGUUUAUGGUUAUAUUUCAAUAUAAAGUAUAUAUCAAUCAGAGUCAGAGUUGUUGUUGUUUUGUUGUAACGCGUACUACACAAAGUCAAAGUGAAAGUUUAUCCACAUAUUAUUACUAAAGCACCACAAGAACGACCACAUCACUCAUCAUGGAUCGCUCCAACAUGCGCAACAUGACGGUCGCCGUCGCCGGCCGGCAGUUCAAUCCCCUAGAGCAAGACGAAUCUGUGCUGCGUAAAGGCGAGAGAUCGAACACCUUGCCCACCAGCUUUCGCCGUGGAGAUGUGGAAAUCAAGGCUGAGGACCUUAAAUUAAGGCUCACGCCAAUUGUUCAUUUAUAUUGGGUCAACAUCUUCAGGCUUCUUUGCUCCUAAGGUAAAAAAACUGAGAAAAUGAACUUGGGUGGGAAAUGAAUUCUUGCGAUUUCUAAUUCAAGAGCUCGAGCAGCGACAGCAAGCGCUCAAAGGUAAAUGAAUCAAGAUAAAACCUUCGACUUACGUUGAGUGGGCUUUCAGCAGGAUGUGGGGUCAAAGUUGAUCCUACCGAAAAAAAGAGCUUGGCUCUGUUUCUCUGCUUUAGCAAAAGCAGUAAUAAUGCUCUCAUUGUUCUGUUUUUCUUGGACCUCAUGCAACUGAGGUACGGUCGCACGCUACUCCUUCACUUCGAGAAAUAUAGCGAGAUUUACAUUCAUAAUCAAGACAGUUGAUGACUCAAAUUCAUGACUUAUGUCAAUGAUCUGAGCUAGCUGAGCUUGAAGCACGUGGUCGUGCCGCCAGUCAAGCCCAUCAACUAAUGAAUUGAUAAGAAUCUGCAGGUCGUCAGCGCCGAGGGUCGAUUACCUUGUCGAAGGUUGAAGAGAAGGAUAUGGGACAGUUCUGGGAAGACUGCGGGCAAAUUGAGCUUCAUAUUUAAGGUCUCCACAAAUCUCUCAAUUGGAAACGCGUGUAAGCAUAUUAGAGGGCAUUUUUUCUAGUAAUGGGAGGUUAAGAUCGAAGAUGCCGAUGCGUUUCAAGAUGAAUAUUAGUCUGCGGUCUAACAUUUGCAUGGUAAGCUGGGCUCCGAAAACAUUCCCGGUGCAGAGAGGGAAGCAGUUCUCUACAAGUUGAAGGUAAGCCGUCUAGGUCUACAACAAAUUGAAGUUACCUGUAGCUACACGUACGCGAAACCUUGAAUAAAAUAUCCGAGGACUUUUUAUGUUCAAAGCCCAAUCCAUCUGGGAACGGACUCGGCUUUAAUUUCUUCGGCUUCAGGUCCGCUCUCUUUCAAAUAGCUCUUGAAAUUGAAUAUUUGACAGCAUGUCCAUAUUGCGUACACUUUCUUUAUUAUAAACUCAGUAAACGUAAAGAAAAUGUAGAUAUGAUUGCUAUUUUUUGCAUCUGCUCUUUUACAGAUUAGGAUGCACCACGCAGGAAACACUUUUAGGUUACUCAGGCAAAAGCAACGUCACCGUCGUGAUCACUGUCGUCGGUCGUCAUCUACCACCUUAUUUGCACUCGAGGCUAAUCCUCUAAAAGAUCAGAAAUUUCGAUUCCGGAUUUCCUUACAUCACUCUCAUCAAGUUCACGUGUAGUCACACUCAUUCAUAUGCAAUAUUGCGCCAUAACUCAUUUCACAAUGCAGAACGUUCUGCGCGUGUUAGUUCCCCUUAGAAAAUUCGUUCUUUUCAUUCUUCAUCACUUCAUAUCUCUUCUUCAAUGUGUACUUAACAUCUUAACUUGUGUGUGAUAGUAAUAGCGCUGUAAUUUCUAGGUAUGAACGUCUCCUGGAUAUUGUUUAGUCUCCGGGAUAGUAUGUGUAAGACUAUGCGAGACUCGUGCCUUGCCAUAUAAUUUCGCUGACUUUCGCUUGUUAAUAUAAUUGAAUGAUACAAGAAAAGCAAAAGGAUUUGCUGUCUACUUUCAGGCCGACACGAAAAUUGACUAUAACAUAAUUCCUCUCCAUUCUUCUCCCAAACCCAAACCAACGCUCGCUCAUCUUAGGAACCAAAGCUCCUGCAGGAGAAGUUCAAGUUUAUCUACAGUUGCGUGAAGGGGUCCAAGGGCUACAACGAUAACUCACCGAACCAAGACAAUUUUUCGUACACGGUCUUCAAUGGGUGUUAAGGCGAUCAAAAAAAAUAUCAAUCUCCGUUAUACUAUAAUUUCUGGAUUUUCCACCAACUCACUGGGUCACCGUAGUACGUUCAAUGGCUUGACUUUCAAGUGAUAUAGAGUUUGUACUGACUAUAUUUCCUGCGAACAGAAUUCAAUCCUGUGCAUCGCCUUUCAUAGUGUGUUAUUGCAUUGGCCAUACUUUCUUCCAGCGACGUGCUUGUCUUUCAUUCAUAGGGGAGAGAUCCUGAAAAUAGAGGUAUAACUCACACAAUGACUGGACUAAAUCAGUGGAUGACGCUAAUUCUGGGAUAUUAUCAUCGUGAUGGACGGCCACGGUCCGUGCGGUCAUCGAGUCUCUGCGCGUUGCGUCGAAACUAUCGCUUACUAGUAUGACUGGUGGUGACGGCUGUUGAGCGUGUUUCAUAUCAUUUUGAUAGGUUCAAUCUGUCCACAACAGUUACUUGACAGGCGCUAUUCAUUCGGAGACCUAGUAAUGUGUAUUAGGCAUGAGCUGAUGUAUUUUACUUACUAAUCCGUGUUAGUGGGCCUUCCUUCAUCUUCAUCGGCGUGUGUCUGCCUUCGGACAACGCUUUCACUGCGCAAUCGGGUGGAUACACAAACACACGAGUCACCUAUAUAGUCGCCCACAGUAUUAGUUAUUGAAGUAUUUUCAUGUAUGAUAUAACUUUUGGGGUUAUCUUUACUAGCCUCCACAAGCUUCGCCCGGCUCCAAGUUUAGCACUUCUUCGACCACGGGCUACAGCUAGAGACAGCCCGCGGGCUGGGUAGUGCACCUCGAUUGAUUGACUAUGGCGAGACGGAGACUGGUGGCACUCACGUACUUAGCUACGUCCAUCCGUGGGAAGAUAAGCGGGCUGCAUUCGGUUUUUUAUUGGACUACCAGGGGGCCACGCAAAUUCUUCAGAAUUUACAAGACCCCGACGGCAGUCCAACAAAAAACUGGAAGAGAACCACCAGACACGCACAAGGACCCGCAGGGCCCAGCCGACGCCUAUAUAUAGCCGGCCUGCGGUGACAGGCAAGAGCGAGCGCAGGGGGAUCUUGACGGGCCAAGAAAAAACAACGCAUGGCAGCGCUGGGUCUCUCUACAUGCCACUGCUGAGGCUCUGUCUCUCCUUCUUCUUUCGUCGGUCAGAGAGGCGUCGCUCGCCGGAGGCAUGUCCGCCUUUCGGAAUCGGAAGACCGGGGUCUUUCGUCAGACCGACGCGCUUCGUCUGGCCGUCUAUCUCUCUUCUAUCGUCAGGCCGACGUCUUUCGUCAGGCUGAUGGCGUUUCGUGUCGUCGGUCGGAUGUCUUUCGUCAGUCUUCUCGCCCCAUCGUGCGCCCCUACCCCCCCGUCGGAAAUUUUUCCGGCUCCUUUUCUGGAAGUAUGCCCGGGUGCCUUCUCGUAAGUGUCCGCAACAAAGCGGUCAGACACUAUCGGAGCUGGAGGGGAUGGAGCCGGAGACCAUAGGCACGGGCAUCUAGGAAGAUGCGGACUAACGCUAAUCUCCGGCAGGGUAGGAAGGAAGUCUUGUGGCGGUGGUCAAUGGGGUGAUUGAUAAUGUAGGUUGCCAAUCUAUCUUUUGCGAUGUUUUAGGACUAUCAAUUAUACGAAUUAAUUUUUCACGACAACGAGAAUGAAACACCUCCACUCGUUUCUGAACAAGUUGUUUUAGGACAAGUAUCAUUUUCUAACGUCGCAUCUGUAAGAGUGCGAAAUGGGGCAAGGAUAUGAAGGGCUGCAUUAGGGAGGCUUUUGCGAAAAGCUCUGAAGAUUUGCUCGGCUACGCCAUUGAUCAGGAUAUAGACGUCCAAGCGAGUGGCUCCACAUGCGUCAUGUACAUGCAGAACGGUAACUCUUUUUUUCUUGUUCGUCUUACUGGUCAUUUCUCAUCUGCCAUGAUCUCUCAAAUCCCCAUGCAUGAGUCGGGCGAUAUUCUCUCUUCACGUUUUCCAUAUGGUCUUGUCAUUGUUGCGAAUUUUCUAGCUUUUACAAAUAAUCAUUCAAAUCUUGGGAAGACACCGUUCGCUCCAGGUGACACGUAUUACACGGCAAAUGUGGGCGAUUCGAGAGCAAUCAUCGGGUAUGAAAACGAAAAGGAUGUUGUUUUCGAGACUAUGGAUCAUAAGCCUAGCUCACCGGAAGAGAAAAAACGUAAAAUACAUUUUCAUCCAUUCAUUCACAUGUUUUUUGUUGCCUCUUUUUUUUUGGUACUCUGAGCAGUCUCCUGUGAGGCAGUGACCCUGGCCAACGGGGUGCGCGUCUGUUUCUUGCUAUGUAUCGUGUGGCAUAGCUGUUUUUCUCAUGAGACAGCGACGGACACGCGCACACGCUUACAGCCUACGCCCCUGCUCUUUAUUUUUCGCCGCCUUUGAAUUUGCGCGGAGCGCCGCUCGUCUCCGGCUGUUACACGAAGAAGAUAUCUUCGUCGCCCCUUCUGAUAUGUCUCACUCCAUCGCAAGGGGGCGGGCUGGUGCAGAUACGUGUGAGAUUGAUCCUAGUCAUGCAAAGCUUAGGUGAUCGAGUAAGGAUCGCAACAUGAAGCAGACACAUGACAUGACAUGUACAGCUAUAGCGGUUUCACUCUAUCAUUGAGAUUGUUUUUCUUGGUUCACUGGCCAACCGUCCCGAUCAUUUUUCCUUUCGUGCCCUCCAUCCGAAACAUUGCAACGUUAACAAUCUAACCCCUCCCCUUCCUCUACUUUACUUCGGACUGCCCCGUGAAUGGGUUAACUACUACUACUACUACUACUACUACUACUACUACUACUACUACUACUACUACUAUUCGCAACCAGGCAUCGAAGCAUCGGGCGGUGAAAUCCGAACCUUACGCUAUGACGACUUCUCGGUUGACCGCAUUUUCGUCAAAGGAUACGAUUACCCAGGACUGUGCAUGUCGAGAUCCUUCGGAGAUGAGUGCGUGAAGCCCUGUGGUGUCACCAGUGAACCGGAGAUAUCUGGGCCAACAAAGGUAAGUACUUAUUUUUCAUGAUUUUUAAUUUUCAACAUCGAAAUAUAACGUAAAUGAUUUCAUUGAAUUCUUGAUGAAAAACCAUUUUCUUGUAAGUAGAUGCUGCAGCUGCAGGUUGUUUUUCACUUGCUUCUGCCUAAUCCAUUGUCCGACUGCUUGCAUAGUGCAAAUCACGCUACGAUCAUGUAGCAAAUGCAAUGGACGCGCCUGUGACAAGGGCAUCUCCUGCUCUCUUUCGUCGAUUUGUGCUCGCAACAUUUCUUCUUUAUGCAUGCCCCCUACAAAAACCACCUUUCUUUUUUUAUAAAGGAGAAAAUUCAACUAAGGACUGCAAAAAUCCGGACAAAAUUCCAUCUUCUCGGGCAUGAUACGAAUCCGCAGAACACUCGCCGCCUACUGCGCUCCCUUCUGGAAAACCCUCACCCAAUUGCGAGCCAAGAACCUCGGGCGCCCUCCAAAUCCCCGCGCCCCUCCAGAAUCCCCCAGCAUACAUUUGCAGGCUGGUGCGGUGGACUCUGGAGGGGCGCGGGGAAUCACAUGAAACGAAACCAAAAGACAGAAAAACCAAGAGGAAGCAAGUUGCAAAAGCCGCUAAGCGGAGCACUUCCAGGACGAGGAGGCGACAAUAGUGACCGUUUUUGUGCAGUUCUUAGUUGACUUAGCGCCAUUCUAAUCAGCCAUCUGCGGAAGCACCAGAGGCACAGCGAGCACGCCACACCAUCGAAACUUAACAAAAAGAGGAGGCGCGAGCCCUUUGGAACUCAAGCGGCAACCGGUCCAGCCCUUCUUGAGAAAUGCCACGAAAUUGAAUAAACCUCUCUAUUGUUUGCCGCUUUCCUGCUCGCAAGGCCAUUUUUGGAAAAAAAUCUGAAGACAUCUUUUCACUUUUUUCAUCAAAAAUGGCCUAGCGAGCAGGAAAGCGGCAAACAAUAGAGAGGUUUAUUCAAUUCUGGCGAAACCCCCGCAAACUUCCCCGCUGAAAUACUUCAAAAGAGUGCGAACAACGCCAGCAAACCCCCCCGACAAUCUGCGCACAAACGGCGGCGCGCGUGAGUGGUCUGACCAUUUGAAGGCGGCAGCGCGUCGCUUCUCUUUGUAACUAAUCCCACCCGGCGCGAGAGCUUCGGGGCGCCGGGUGGUCAAAAGUCCAACACUUAACAACAUGAAAAGACCCAAGAACGAAGAACCUCGGGCGGAGUGUCUCAAACCUUUCCGAUUAUGGCGAAAAAUUCGACCACAGACAAGUGGAGUUAGAAUGGAGAAAAUUCAACUAAGGACUGCAAAAAUCCGGACAAAAUUCAAUCUUCUCGGGCAUGAUACGAAUCCGCAGAACACUCGCCGCCUACUGCGCUCCCUUCUGGAAAACCCUCACCCAAUUGCGAGCCAAGAACCUCGGGCGCCCUCCAAAUCCCCGCGCCCCUCCAGAAUCCCCCAGCAUACAUUUGCAGGCUGGUGCGGUGGACUCUGGAGGGGCGCGGGGAAUCACAUGAAACGAAACCAAAAGACAGAAAAACCAAGAGGAAGCAAGUUGCAAAAGCCGCUAAGCGGAGCACUUCCAGGACGAGGAGGCGACAAUAGUGACCGUUUUUGUGCAGUUCUUAGUUGACUUAGCGCCAUUCUAAUCAGCCAUCUGCGGAAGCACCAGAGGCACAGCGAGCACGCCACACCAUCGAAACUUAACAAAAAGAGGAGGCGCGAGCCCUUUGGAACUCAAGCGGCAACCGGUCCAGCCCUUCUUGAGAAAUGCCACGAAAUUGAAUAAACCUCUCUAUUGUUUGCCGCUUUCCUGCUCGCAAGGCCAUUUUUGGAAAAAAAUCUGAAGACAUCUUUUCACUUUUUUCAUCAAAAAUGGCCUAGCGAGCAGGAAAGCGGCAAACAAUAGAGAGGUUUAUUCAAUUCUGGCGAAACCCCCGCAAACUUCCCCGCUGAAAUACUUCAAAAGAGUGCGAACAACGCCAGCAAACCCCCCCGACAAUCUGCGCACAAACGGCGGCGCGCGUGAGUGGUCUGACCAUUUGAAGGCGGCAGCGCGUCGCUUCUCUUUGUAACUAAUCCCACCCGGCGCGAGAGCUUCGGGGCGCCGGGUGGUCAAAAGUCCAACACUUAACAACAUGAAAAGACCCAAGAACGAAGAACCUCGGGCGGAGUGUCUCAAACCUUUCCGAUUAUGGCGAAAAAUUCGACCACAGACAAGUGGAGUUAGAAUGGAGAAAAUUCAACUAAGGACUGCAAAAAUCCGGACAAAAUUCAAUCUUCUCGGGCAUGAUACGAAUCCGCAGAACACUCGCCGCCUACUGCGCUCCCUUCUGGAAAACCCUCACCCAAUUGCGAGCCAAGAACCUCGGGCGCCCUCCAAAUCCCCGCGCCCCUCCAGAAUCCCCCAGCAUACAUUUGCAGGCUGGUGCGGUGGACUCUGGAGGGGCGCGGGGAAUCACAUGAAACGAAACCAAAAGACAGAAAAACCAAGAGGAAGCAAGUUGCAAAAGCCGCUAAGCGGAGCACUUCCAGGACGAGGAGGCGACAAUAGUGACCGUUUUUGUGCAGUUCUUAGUUGACUUAGCGCCAUUCUAAUCAGCCAUCUGCGGAAGCACCAGAGGCACAGCGAGCACGCCACACCAUCGAAACUUAACAAAAAGAGGAGGCGCGAGCCCUUUGGAACUCAAGCGGCAACCGGUCCAGCCCUUCUUGAGAAAUGCCACGAAAUUGAAUAAACCUCUCUAUUGUUUGCCGCUUUCCUGCUCGCAAGGCCAUUUUUGGAAAAAAAUCUGAAGACAUCUUUUCACUUUUUUCAUCAAAAAUGGCCUAGCGAGCAGGAAAGCGGCAAACAAUAGAGAGGUUUAUUCAAUUCUGGCGAAACCCCCGCAAACUUCCCCGCUGAAAUACUUCAAAAGAGUGCGAACAACGCCAGCAAACCCCCCCGACAAUCUGCGCACAAACGGCGGCGCGCGUGAGUGGUCUGACCAUUUGAAGGCGGCAGCGCGUCGCUUCUCUUUGUAACUAAUCCCACCCGGCGCGAGAGCUUCGGGGCGCCGGGUGGUCAAAAGUCCAACACUUAACAACAUGAAAAGACCCAAGAACGAAGAACCUCGGGCGGAGUGUCUCAAACCUUUCCGAUUAUGGCGAAAAAUUCGACCACAGACAAGUGGAGUUAGAAUGGAGAAAAUUCAACUAAGGACUGCAAAAAUCCGGACAAAAUUCAAUCUUCUCGGGCAUGAUACGAAUCCGCAGAACACUCGCCGCCUACUGCGCUCCCUUCUGGAAAACCCUCACCCAAUUGCGAGCCAAGAACCUCGGGCGCCCUCCAAAUCCCCGCGCCCCUCCAGAAUCCCCCAGCAUACAUUUGCAGGCUGGUGCGGUGGACUCUGGAGGGGCGCGGGGAAUCACAUGAAACGAAACCAAAAGACAGAAAAACCAAGAGGAAGCAAGUUGCAAAAGCCGCUAAGCGGAGCACUUCCAGGACGAGGAGGCGACAAUAGUGACCGUUUUUGUGCAGUUCUUAGUUGACUUAGCGCCAUUCUAAUCAGCCAUCUGCGGAAGCACCAGAGGCACAGCGAGCACGCCACACCAUCGAAACUUAACAAAAAGAGGAGGCGCGAGCCCUUUGGAACUCAAGCGGCAACCGGUCCAGCCCUUCUUGAGAAAUGCCACGAAAUUGAAUAAACCUCUCUAUUGUUUGCCGCUUUCCUGCUCGCAAGGCCAUUUUUGGAAAAAAAUCUGAAGACAUCUUUUCACUUUUUUCAUCAAAAAUGGCCUAGCGAGCAGGAAAGCGGCAAACAAUAGAGAGGUUUAUUCAAUUCUGGCGAAACCCCCGCAAACUUCCCCGCUGAAAUACUUCAAAAGAGUGCGAACAACGCCAGCAAACCCCCCCGACAAUCUGCGCACAAACGGCGGCGCGCGUGAGUGGUCUGACCAUUUGAAGGCGGCAGCGCGUCGCUUCUCUUUGUAACUAAUCCCACCCGGCGCGAGAGCUUCGGGGCGCCGGGUGGUCAAAAGUCCAACACUUAACAACAUGAAAAGACCCAAGAACGAAGAACCUCGGGCGGAGUGUCUCAAACCUUUCCGAUUAUGGCGAAAAAUUCGACCACAGACAAGUGGAGUUAGAAUGGAGAAAAUUCAACUAAGGACUGCAAAAAUCCGGACAAAAUUCAAUCUUCUCGGGCAUGAUACGAAUCCGCAGAACACUCGCCGCCUACUGCGCUCCCUUCUGGAAAACCCUCACCCAAUUGCGAGCCAAGAACCUCGGGCGCCCUCCAAAUCCCCGCGCCCCUCCAGAAUCCCCCAGCAUACAUUUGCAGGCUGGUGCGGUGGACUCUGGAGGGGCGCGGGGACUCACAUGAAACGAAACCAAACGACAGAAAAACCAAGAGGAAACAAGUUACAAAAGUCGCUAAGCGGAGCACUUGCAAGACGAGGAGGCGACAAUAAAGACCGUUUUUGUGCAGUUCUUAGUUGACUUAACGCCAAACAAAAAUGCAUACUGAUCAUACUGAAAGAAAAACAUAAACUACAAACAUAAUAAUUUAACGAUCAAUGUUGAAUAAGUUGAUUUCGCUGCUGGCUAUGUUGUAGUCUCGAUUAUUUCUACUUCAAUCAUGGAAGGAUAGAGAUAUUGAUCACUAGUAGAGCUCUCGCUUCCGUUUUUGUAAUAUUUCUCCACUUCUAUCGCGAGCGAUAACCAAGUAACCUAUCUUCUAUCUCCGUCAUGUGCUUACUCAUCUGCCUUCGUACCUAUCUUCUUACCCAUCAUCUGCCGCCCUAUAGGCCUCAUGAUCGUCAUCUAUGAAUCGUUGUCCUCACCGCAAAUCUAUCAUGUCACCAGAUUGACUUAUCUCGCAAGCCGUUCCUUGUCAUUGCCUCGGAUGGGGUAUGGGAAUUCAUCGAGAGCGCCUGGUGCAUCAAAGCGAUUGUGAAGAAGCUGUCGCAAGAACCAGCAGAACGCAUCAUGCAAAAACUCUCUAAGGAAGCGCGUCGCCGUUGGAAACAGGAAGAUUAUGAGCACUAUCUCUCAUCUAUUACUAUUCUAGAUCCUUCACCCCCUUCUUCCCCCUUCCCUGUUGCUUUUUCUGAUGUGCCCCUGGGUUGGGUUUACUACUACUACUUCUACUCCUACUACUACCACUACUGCUGCUGCUGGGCUGUAAUUGAUUUUGGCAGGAGCUUACAUGUGAUGGCUCUGCUGGGUGACUGAUUCAUUGUGCCCCAUGAUCGCAUUUCGUCAUGACCAAUAAUCAUGACCAUUCUGAGUAGCGUCAUCAUCAUUAUCGUCGGCGAUUUACAGCCCUGUGCUGCUCUAAGAAUUAGGCGAAUACUGUGACGAUAUUACGGUGUGCUUUCUCCAGAUGGGACGGCACAUGUAGAAUGCGCUGCAGCUGCUAGGCGCCGGCGAACUGCUCAUAAUGAAUGUCUGUUGCACCAAACGAAACUAGCAGUUGUUUCUUCCAACAACUUUUAGCAGUAGAUUAUCUAUGAGUUGAUACAUCUACAUCUUCUUAGUUACUUAUUUUAUUAAGGGUAGCGAAAAGCCAGCUUCUCCAUUAAGUCUUACAAGGUUAGUGCUCCUGCUGACCGCAUCAUGAGUUCGACACUGCCGGAAAAACCAUCUUCGAAAGAACACAUCUUAGUAUACGUAGUGAAUGUAGUAAUAGUAAAACCCACUUGUUAGUAACAAUUAGGAAGACGUGCAUCAUAUUGUAUAACGAGGUGCAUGUUGAUCACAAUCAUAUUCAUUGAUAUUUGUUGUAGCUCCUGUAGACGCUAGAGUAUGAAGAUUUUUGCUCUCGUCAUGAUCUCUUGUAGUGCUAAGGCAAGGAGGGUUCAUUAGCAUCCUCACAGCAAGUAAUCAUUGUAUUCCAGUUUGAAUGUAUGUGUCUUGUCAUAGAAGAAGGAAUCCGUUCUCACGCCAAGUCGAACUCAAUCGUAGUCUUUCAAUUUUUGCAUGGUUUUGAAGUAAUGUCCGUAAUCAUCAAGAAGUUGUUGAUCCCGAAAAGUCUUGUCUAAGUAUCAGUAGUGGAAUAUAAGUAUUACUGGGCCGGAGUAGUUUAGCUUUAGAUUUUGUCGUCCCGUCGAAGACGCACAUAAAGCAUUACAAGUAUGAUGCACGUGCAUGUCAAUUUAUUCGUCCAUAGUUAGUUUUCGAUAGUCUACAACAGCGCACUGUUGCGCGGAUAGUUUCCGAGCAGUUUAUAUUUUCGCAUUCCGCUUUUCUCGUUCUAUUUGUAGAGCUUUUCAUUCUUUGUGAGGCGGAAGUGAUCACUCACCACUGCUCAGCGCAAUUGAAUAGCCUCUUUUUU
This is a messenger RNA of Amoebophrya sp. A25, 13804 nucleotides long. NCBI's taxonomy places the organism in Eukaryota, Dinophyceae, Syndiniales, Amoebophryaceae. The record is from the annotation of a GenBank genome assembly.